Molecule: messenger RNA, 1051 nt
Organism: Clupea harengus (Atlantic herring)
Lineage: Eukaryota; Metazoa; Chordata; Actinopteri; Clupeiformes; Clupeidae
Gene: hddc3
Product: HD domain containing 3
Molecular function (GO): guanosine-3',5'-bis(diphosphate) 3'-diphosphatase activity
Source: RefSeq, a predicted model, not a curated record
AAGGCUACCUGUUCCAGCAGAUAGAUGAGCUGAUCCCUCGCCAGUCUCUUGAGCAAUGAGAAGUCUGGUGUGUAACUUUGCCGCUGCAGACUCUUUGCCAUUAAAUUACUUCAGUAUGAAUUCAGAAGCUGUACUUUUACUAGAAACAGUCAACUUUGCUGCUGGCAAACAUCGUAAUCAACGCCGCAUGGAUCCAGAAGAGACACCUUAUAUAAAUCAUCCAAUCGGAGUGGCAAGAAUCUUGAGCCAUGAAGGAGGAAUUACAGAUAUUGUCGUUUUGCAGGCAGCAUUGUUACAUGACACAGUGGAGGACACAGACACUACUAUCGAUGAGUUGGAGUCCGUUUUUGGACCAACUGUUGCCAGGAUUGUCGAGGAGGUAACAGACGACAAGUCUCUGCCGAAGCAAGAGCGAAAACGUCUGCAGGUGGAGCACGCACCCCACUGCAGCCAACAGGCUAAACUUGUCAAACUGGCCGAUAAGCUUUACAACCUUAGGGACCUCAACCGGUGUACGCCCAAAGGUUGGUCGGCGAGGGUGCAGCAGUACUUUGAGUGGGCAGCGCAGGUAGUUAAAGGGCUCCGCGGCACCAACUCUGCUCUGGAGGAUUUACUAUAUCAGCUCUUUAGGGAAAGAUCUGUUCAGAUUUAACUUAUAGGCAACCUAUUUGUGGUUUUCUUGGUCAAUUUUUUUCUUGUUAUAGCCUACUUUUACCAAUAAAAAUGGAUAUUGGUUGCAAUGGUUAGCCUUUGUACUUUGUCUGUUGGUGUUUGGUAUGUUUUAAAGGACAGUUCUGCACGGCAUGUGAUUAUUAAAACAGUCUUUUUGGUUAUUGUCUCUGAGCUCGAUUAUGUUCAUUUAUGAAUGCUAAGAACUAACAGCGGCAUUCUAUCACAAAGACUAUGAACAGAUCAUUCUUUACGUAAGUCUUUGUCAUUUUUUUGUUUUUGUAUACAUUUAUGUUAUGUUUUUGACUAUUACAGAGAUUUAUUUUUGUACAAGAAAUACGUUAAAUGUAAUAAAGGAAAUAAAGUUAAAUUCUUCAAAACG